CAGUUCGUCAGCCCUAGGCGUGUCCUCUGUACUGCCUAUAAUGUUAACACAAGGAAAUAACUCCCAGCAGAGAGGUUUGGUGCAGCAUGUAAGAUCACAGCUUUAUAUUUCAGAAGAUAUUUCAACAUCAUCAAAUUUUCAUAACAUAAUGGGGGCUCCUGAAGAAGACGAGAUGCUUGGUUUACCAGUCAUAAUCCAUAAAAAAGAUGGCUAUCAUAAAGGAAAACUAGAGUUUUUCCGCUACUAUAAAGCAGCUCAUGUCCUGAACAUAAUUUUCAUGAUGGUGAUAAUCGCAUUGGUAGUGGGGAUCAUCACUAUGGGUGCUACACGUCCAACAUCAAGUAAUGAGAAUAAGGACAGCGAAAAAAUGGCUGGACUCUAUACAACAAAUGAUGAAGCUGAAAACAAGCACAAUAAAUCUGCUCCAUGUGAGGAUGACUGGAUCUGGUACCGGGGAAAGUGUUAUAACUUUUCUACAAAACGUGACACCUGGAUGAACAGCCAGACAUUCUGUAAAUUACAAGAAGCUUCAUUGGUGAACAUAAAUAACCAGGAGGAGCUGGAGUUUUUGUUCCGGUAUAAGGGUAAGGAAAAUCACUGGAUUGGUCUCAGACGCACAGAUGAUAAUACGGCCUGGAUAUGGACUAAUGGAACAUUAUAUAAUGAAAACUUAUUCAAAAUCGGAAGAUCAUUGCAAGAAAACAUUGAAUAUGUUUAUCUAAAUCAUAAAGGUGUGAGAAGUCAAGAAGAAACUACGGAUUCAUAUUGGAUAUGUGAGAAGCCAUAGGGCAAUAUAUAACUGCUUAAAGGGGUACUCUGGUAUAAAAAAAAACUGUUCUGAACGAUUGAGCCGGCACCGGAAGCUUGUGACAUCAUAACUCAUAGACGUCACGAGCUCCCGGUAGCGGUUCCAGUGUUCGGAACAGAUUGUUCCAAACGCUGAGCAGUGGAGUACCCCUUUAAAGAGUACCUCUCAUUAAAAAAUAUUUUUAUAUGUUUUAAA
Hyla sarda is the source of this 1003-nucleotide messenger RNA. Its product is annotated as C-type lectin domain family 2 member A-like. NCBI's taxonomy places the organism in Eukaryota, Metazoa, Chordata, Amphibia, Anura, Hylidae. The record is from RefSeq and is a predicted model, not a curated record. The coding region runs from base 41 to 787 and encodes 248 amino acids. The transcript is spliced from 7 exons.